Molecule: messenger RNA, 192 nt
Organism: Penicillium vulpinum
Lineage: Eukaryota; Fungi; Ascomycota; Eurotiomycetes; Eurotiales; Aspergillaceae
Exons: 1
Coding region: 1-192 (63 amino acids)
Source: RefSeq, a predicted model, not a curated record
AUGGGGACGGACAUCUCAUGCACGGGUGAGCAACUUCUCGCAGAUGCCGGCGUUGGCGAUCACGAUAUCGAGGCGGCUGAUGCCGUGCCCUGUCUGGAGGGUCUCGAUGGCGGCAGCUGGAUCGGUGUGAGAGUUUGCGUCGACUUUCGCUACUAUCAGUCAAGAUCAUUCGCCCUUAGAAAGAGGUUGUAG